Molecule: messenger RNA, 683 nt
Organism: Cuscuta epithymum
Lineage: Eukaryota; Viridiplantae; Streptophyta; Magnoliopsida; Solanales; Convolvulaceae
Source: the annotation of a GenBank genome assembly
GUUUUUUCUGAUCCAUGUACUGGGUUUUUCCUCCAAGACAAAAGUAUUAAUCACACGACGACCUGUUAUCAUGGCUCUAUCCAAUCCAACUUCCCAAGCUGAGUGUACAGCGGAAGAGGCUUAUACAUGGACCAAGGGUAGGGCAAUUUUUGCUAGCGGAAGUCCAUUCGAUCCGGUUGAAUAUGAGGGGAAGAUGUUAAUUCCAGGACAGGCUAACAAUGCAUACAUAUUCCCUGGAUUGGGGUUAGGUCUGAUUAUGUCGGGCACCAUUAGAGUUCAUGAUGACAUGCUUUUGGCAGCCUAUUCACAAUUUGGAUGUGUGCUGGAGAUCUGCGGUGCUGCUCCAAUUUUCCGGAUUCCGUUUUUAGAUCCGCGGUCUUUCUUCGAUUUUUGCAGAUUCAGAAUUGCAAUCUGGGUCUAAUUUCCAGUGACAUGGCCGAAUAUUUCUUUUUCUUUCUAUUUUGGUUUCUUUUUCUUUCUAUUUUGGUUUCGAUAUUUGCAGAUUAGGAAUGCCACUAAUGUGUUUUGUAGUAUGAGGGAAUAUGGGGUUCUUUUACAAUGAUAUUAUCAAUAUUAUCAAUAUUACAUCAUUAAUAAUGACAUUGUUGAUAAAUCUUAAUACUGUGGCAUUUUUUAUAUUAUUGACACUAUUUUCAAUAUACGAAUACAAUUUACAAUGUGAA